UUGAUCAAGCAGUUCACUAUAUUUCAAUAAUUCCCCAAAUGCUAUAGAAAUGGUGGACAACAUAUCGCUGAAUGUGAGUGCCAAGGCAUCGGCCGGUAAGACCCCACAAAAGAAAACUGCGCGGCAGCCCGUGGCAGGCAAACGCGCUCCGGCGUCCAGCAAUUUCGAUUUCCAGUUCAAUGCGGAUGAGAAGCCCAAGGUAAAGGCCAUAGUAGUGCGGCGACGGGUCCCCACCAGGGUCCAGGCAAAGCCUACUCCUCCUGCUGCUGCUACUGCUCCCGCUGCCGCUCCUCCUACCCAUGCUUCCUCGCUCUCUGGGGAUCUCAUGUUCAAUGCGACCACAUCCCAGCCAGCUCCCAGCCUGGGCCAUGAUCUUAUGCUCAAUGUAAACGCAGCGCCAGCAAAGACUGGUCCAGUGGCCAAGACCAAGCCCAAGACCACGAGGGCCGAGCGCAUGGGCAGCAAGAAACGCAGCAAUCCUGUGUCCAAGCUGAGCGACGAGCAACUCAAGCGCGCCCUGAAGGCGCGCAAGGGCCAGCCGGAGAACCCCAACAAACUGCCACGUGCUGGCGACAUCUUCAAGGCGCGGAUCGAGGAGGAACGAAAGAAGAAUAUCGCUGAGAAUGCAGUAGCAGAAGAGCCCGAAAAACAGGAAAAGCAGUCGGAACAGAAGCAGGAGCCAAACGAAUCAAAGACGUCCACUGGCCCAUCGAUGAAUCGCUUUCGCACAAAGAAAAUCGGACUCUUCGAUCAGAGCGAUGUGGAGGCCCUCAAGCAGCUGGGCCAGCGGACGGUGAAGCCCGUCAGGGAGACGAUAUUCGCUGGCAGUAAAGUCGCGAGUCUCGGGCUGCAUGCGCAUGCGGUGAAGAAUCUUGAGGACCUGCUUAGCAUAACAGAGCUGACGACAGUGCAGCAGAAGACCAUACCGCACGUACUGAGCGGCAAGGAUGUGCUCGUGCGCUCCCAGACGGGCUCCGGCAAGACUCUGGCCUACGCCCUGCCGCUGGUGGAGAAGCUCCAGGGCCAGGUGCCGCAUAUCAAGCGCACCGACGGCGUCGUGGCCCUGAUCAUCGUGCCCACCCGCGAGCUGGUCGUGCAGACGUACGAGCUCUUCCAGAAGCUGGUCAAGCCCUACACAUGGAUCGUACCGGGAUCCCUGCUGGGUGGGGAGAGUCGCAAGAGCGAGAAGGCGCGCCUGCGGAAGGGAAUCAAUGUGCUGGUGGGGACGCCGGGCCGCCUGGUCGACCAUCUGCUGCACACGGCCUCCUUCAAGCUGUUUCGCCUCCAAUUCCUGGUGCUGGACGAGGCCGAUCGCCUGCUGGAGCUCGGAUACGAGCGGGACGUCAAGCAGCUGGUGGAGGCCAUUGACAAGCACCGGUUGGAGGCCCAGGGGCAGGACGAGAAGUUGCCGCAGCUGCAGCGCCUGCUGCUGAGCGCAACGCUCACCGCCCAGGUCCAGGAGCUGGCCGGGCUCGCCCUCAGCGAUCCCCUCUACAUCGACAACAGCGACGAGGCGGCCAGUGCAGCGCUCAAGAGCAAGGAGGGCUACCAGAAGGACUCGAUCGAGGCCCAGCUGGAGCCGGACGAUGGCCUGGGUGAGUAUCAGGAGGACGUAACGGGCGUGCUCAGCAUCCCAGAGAAUCUGCACCUGAGCUACAUCGUGGUGCCGGCCAAGCUCCGACUGGUGGCCCUCUCCUCGCUGCUGGCCAAGGAACUGGCCGCCAGCCCCAAGCAGUUCAAGGCCAUCAUCUUUAUGAGCACCACGGAAAUGGUGAACUUCCAUCACGACAUGCUCAACGAGGCCCUCACCCGGCGCGUGCUCGACGAGGACGACGAGCAGGUCAAGGACAAUGACGAGGACUCUGACGAGCAGGACACCAGCACACCGCUACUCCAGGGACUGCGCUUCUUCAAACUGCACGGCUCCAUGACCCAGACGGAGCGUCAGGGCGUCUUUCGGGGAUUCAGGGACUGCGCCAGCUGUGUGCUACUGGCCACCGAUGUGGUGGGCCGUGGCAUCGAUGUGCCCGACAUUAAGCUUGUGAUCCAGUAUACGCCGCCCCAGACCACGGCGGACUUUGUGCAUCGUGUGGGACGGACGGCGCGUGCGGGCCGCAAGGGCAGGGCCGUGCUCUUCCUGGCCCCCAGCGAAUCGCAGUUUGUGCGGCACCUGGAGAACAAACGCAUCCGGAUCCAGCAGGGCGACAUGUACGCCUAUCUGCAGACCCUGCUGCCGCUCGACGACGAGGCGCGAACCGUUCAGGAGGCGGCGUCCAAUCUCCAGCACAAAUUCCAAACGCUCCUCGAGGAUGAUCGCGAGCUGCACGACAAGUCCUGCAAAGCCUUUGUGUCCUGGAUGAAGUUCUAUUCGACAUUUCCCAAAGAGCUGAAGCCCAUCUUCAACGUACGCAUCGCCCACAUGGGACACUUCGCCAAGAGCUUUGCCCUCAAGGAGGCCCCCACAAAGUUCGCAGGCAAACAUGCCGCCCCCAAGGCCCCCCCACCCACCAAUCGAUUGACCUACACGGAGCGCGAUCCCGAAAAGAUGCAGCAGGAGAAGCGCAGCAAGCGACGCGUCUACACGACCACAGUCAGCGGGGAAGUGCGUCAGAUGCAGCCAAAGGACAUCCAGAGCAAGGAACAGAAGAAGGCAGGAGCGGCAGGAGGACCACCCCCAGCAGGAGGCGCCGUUGGUCGGAGUAGCUUCAUGAAGAGCCUGAACAAGUCGCGGGUCCUCAACAUAUCCGAGUUUGACAGCGGCCUCCCAUCGGCGGGGCCGGCCAAGCGACUCAAGCAGGCGUAGUCCGUGCAGGAGUCCGUCAUCCGGAGACCGAGAGGAGUCCGGGAGGACAUCGCAGAAGAGCUCUCUCCGGCCACUUUGCGACUCUUUAUGCGCGCCAUUUUGUUCCGGCCGCCUGUCCGCCUGUCUGCCUGUCCGCCGUGUGCCUGCUCAAGCAUUUAAUCGAAAAGAAUAUUGCUCGGCCGGCCAAGAUAAGAAAUACAACAAAAAUAAGUUUAUGUAUAAGGAAAACUCUAGGAAAAAAAAACCAAACGAGAUGCGCUCAUAAAAGUUUCAUUUUUCUCAACUUUUAAGCCCGGACGUCCUGUGGGAAAAGUUGUGUGAAGCCCGGAGAGCAGCCAGCAUAUUUUAAGCCCAGCUCUCCAUGCCUCUCUUUGCACCCUUGCAGAGAGUAUUUCAGUUUUGUUAGCAGCGAACAGAAGCUAGGAUCCUCAACCCAAUAGAGUGCUAUAUAUAUGUAUAUAAAUCUAUACAGGGUUGUCUGUGCCUGUGCCCAACUAAUUGCUACUUUAUUUUAAAUUAAUAAGAACAGAAAAGAUCGGACCUAGAUCGGGUUUUCGGCCUGAAGGACCCCAAGAACUUCUCGAACCCAAAAGUGUUCUCGCUUCGAAGCCAUUCAACCUUCCACUGAGAAUCCAAUGUAUACCGAUAGGCACAUGUUUAGGCUUAAACAAAAUCAAUAUCAUAUAGUUGAAAAGGGACCACCGAUCUGCGAGAGUAUCAAACACUUCGGCCCUUCUUCCUUUCAUAUUUUAUGAUUACUUUUCCCUCUUUAAAUUGAUGUAUAUAUUUUU
This is a messenger RNA of Drosophila persimilis, 3594 nucleotides long. Its product is annotated as probable ATP-dependent RNA helicase CG8611. Lineage: Eukaryota; Metazoa; Arthropoda; Insecta; Diptera; Drosophilidae. Gene Ontology annotation, molecular function: ATP binding; nucleic acid binding. The transcript is spliced from 5 exons. Gene Ontology annotation, biological process: ribosome biogenesis. Gene Ontology annotation, cellular component: nucleus. The record is from RefSeq and is a predicted model, not a curated record. The coding region runs from base 50 to 2803 and encodes 917 amino acids.